AUGAAAAUUGGAGAUUUAAAAGCACUUGGCUUAGUUCAUUAUACUCCGGUCGGUGCUAUUGAAGCCCUUUUAGAAGCGACCCAUGUUCUAACUCAUUUGUCUUGGUGGGGGUCAAUUGUCGCCACUACUUUACUUAUUCGUCUUUUACUAUUUCCAAUUGCGAUAAAAUCUGCACAAAGAAAUGCCAAAUUAUCAAAUUUGUCCCCUGUAAUUCAAAAGACAAUGGAACAAAUCAAAAGUGCACAUCGAGCAAAAGAUCAACAAAUAGUCGCGGAGAAAACCUCGGAAUUACACCAGAUUUAUAAAGCCAACGAUGUUCAUCCACUAAAAAUGCUUGGAGCUGGACUCUUUCAAGCUCCGGUUUUUAUUAGUUUCUUUAUGGCGUUAAGAGAUAUGUGUAAUCUCCCUGUGCCGGGCUUUCGAGAGGGUGGCAUUGCAUGGUUCACGGAUUUGACCAUGAAGGAUCCGUAUUUCGUGCUGCCUCUUUUAUCAAGUUUCGGAUUUAUAACGAUUAUUGAGGCUGUUGUACUGUAUAUUGCAACAUCAUCUUUCUUCUCUAUGGGACAAUUUGUAUUAUUAAAUGCGAAAUUUAUGCGUCGUAAAUUUAAAAUUCCUGACUUGAUUAAGCAACCAACUCCAAAGAUGCCGGAAAAAUCUUUUAUGGAACAAGUUAAAGAGUUGUUUGCUGAGGAAGAGACAUCCAAGGAGGAAAAUAAUAAUCGAAGGAAACGAAGACGUUUAUGA
Messenger RNA from Ambispora gerdemannii, 744 nucleotides. Lineage: Eukaryota; Fungi; Glomeromycota; Glomeromycetes; Archaeosporales; Ambisporaceae. The record is from the annotation of a GenBank genome assembly.